This is a messenger RNA of Neurospora tetraspora, 4958 nucleotides long. RefSeq lists its product as uncharacterized. NCBI's taxonomy places the organism in Eukaryota, Fungi, Ascomycota, Sordariomycetes, Sordariales, Sordariaceae. Bases 215 to 4843 code for a protein of 1542 amino acids. The record is from RefSeq and is a predicted model, not a curated record. The transcript has a single exon.
CCCCCUCCGUCUUUUGGUUCAUCACCAGGCUGAGGUUCCCGUUGGAUGCUGGUGUCCCUCACGACUUGAAGAGAAAAGAGGCAUGCCACCAAGUCUGACCUACCACAUGACUGCCGCCUGACCUAUUGCGUUCCUUGUCCCGGGGGUCAACCAACAUCGACUGCAUCACAAUAGGGUAUAAGAAGCAAAACACAUCGCCAACACCAAUACCAACAUGGCCGUCAACUACAGCAACCUGGGCCAAGGCAAUGACGACAUCCAAGACUCGUUGGGCUAUCAUGAUGCGGAUGGGUCGACGAGUAAACAGGCUACAACAACUUUAGAGACCACCGAGAACAAUACUCCGACUACAACAACCACUCCCAGUGUCGAGGUCCAGCAGGUAUUAUCUCCAGCGCAGUCUCCCAGAUCUCCAGCCUUGUCCAACUCCACCGCCACCGUCACCAGCACGGCGACGUCAGUAACCAUGGCCACGACACCGUCCCCGUCCGCCUUUUUGUCACUGGCCGAUCACACCUUUGCUCCGCUUGAGGACAAGACAGUUCCUGGCGAUCAUGACGGAAAUCAUGGAAAUCAUGGAAAUCAUGGAAAUCAUGGAAAUCAACAACUGGGCCUGGAAAGGGAUCCUCCAACCCGGCUGUUGAGCCCGGCCGGAAUCGUUAGGCGCGCCAGCAGCACGAGCAGCAUCGCUAGCAAUACUCCGUUAACCGCUGGAGCUCAGGCCCUCCUCCCACCCCCGGGCGCACCUGCCAUCCCGGCACUCGCAGAGUUGGCAGCACGCGGCGCAACCACGGUCAGCUACAUGGUCCAAUCUUACGAGGCGCUACGAGCGGCCAGGAUUGCCGCCGGAUACGAUCUGGUGCAGGUGUCGUCCAAGGCGAGUGGAGGUCCAGACCGUCCAGGUGGGAGUCAGUUGGGCGCAUCACCAUCACCAUCGCCGUCGCCAUCGCCGUCGAGAUCCCGAUCCUCGUCCAUUGUCUCAAUCCCCAGUCAACAAGAUAACACCGAUAACAGGGAGGAUAAAGUUGGCUACGAAAACAGCAACAACGGGGCUGCAGCUAACGACGACCAAUACGACAUUAACGAUCCCAGUCCCGAUAACUCAGCCGCCGUCACGACAGGGGAUCAUGACAACCAACACGACCUUUCUACCCCUUUAAACAACUUUUCGCUGCCUCCGCCACCGUCUGCGACUGCAACAACCACCGCUAUCGCCAACACGACCGUUGUCCGACCAACGCCCGAGAGCCCCAAAACACAGCGAUCGCGUAGCUCUACAGUAGCGCUCCAGCAGACUCCGCCGCCGAGAACAUCCUCGACCGCCAGCAUCCCCCUGAGCCACCCCACACCAGACACUAGUAAGCGAUCACGAUCAGGUGCCUACGUUGGUAAUAUCGCUGCUCUCGAGGCCACCGCCGAACGCUUUUCUUUGACCAGCUCAAUUGAAGAGGCCAUUCGAAACGAACACAACGAGCUCAAGCGCAGUGACAGUCGCCGAUCCGCCAUCCUACAAGCGAACAGUCCGACGAAAAAGUCGCCAACAUCAGACACCGGAUCGUCCCCCAAUCGACCGCGAGUUUCGACAAGCAGGACCAAUUCCAUCCGGGCAUUGAACUCUGCGGCGCGCUUGGGAGGCUACUCGCCUGGAGGUUAUGUUAUGACGCCCAACCAUUCUCUGUCGGGCGGCGCUCGCUCCGGAAGCAAGUCGGGGUCUAUUGGAGAGCAGGAGGAGACCGCAAACGCCCAGAACCCCGAGUUCAUCGAAGCCGGUACUGGAGAAGAGUUCCCAUUUGCCCGUCAUGGACCAGGAAAGAGUUCGGUCAGGGAGGCCUCAAAGAGACUCUCUCUUGCACAGAUCGCCGAGUUGGACCACCCAAUAACGAUUACCCAGGAUGCUAUCGACGAGGCAGACCGUGCUGCGGCUGCUGGGGCGGUCCUUGAUGACGAUGAAGCCAUCGCAGCCCGUGCCCAUCAACAAAUCGAGCCGCAGUAUGCAGAUGAGAUGGAUGACGUGGACCUCAAUGGACAACACGACCCAGCGCGACAGCCAAUGCUUGACCUUGGAUUCUUCGACCAGUCCACUCCCCGGUUACAACUUCACCAACCCGUCGACUACCCGCCCUACGAGGAUCACCAUGCUCAUCAGCAAUAUGACGGCAGGCCACUGACCUCCGAGUCCCGCAACACCUUCCAACAAGCACACGAUGCAUUUGGUGAUUUUGAUGGCGUCCACUGCGAUCCAGAUGUAGAUAACUUUGCAGGGCUCUCGCAGCCGGCACAGCCGGCUCCUCAGCCAAGGAGGCGUCGCGAGACAUUGCAACCACGACCAAAGUCCUACUUUGACCCUUCCACCGGCCAGGAGAUGCUCUACUACCCUGCGCCAGUUCCCGCCAUGCUCAACCUUCCGCCCAAACUAGCCAAGAACACCAAGGCUGGUACCCGGAACGUGCGUCGGUCUCAGGUCCUCAGCGUCAUGCAGCAGUCAUCAGUUUACGGUGGAAGCCGAGACAACCUGCCAAUGAUGGCAGGCGGUGCGGGUGAUGCACCACCACCCCAACUUCCCCAAAUUGAUGGCUUGCCGUAUGCGGACGGACCGGCUGAGACAGGCGCAUUCCCGGCGCAGCCAGGGCGGGAAAUUCGACGACCACAACGGUUGACCGAGACCGACAAGCGCAAGUCGCGCGCCACAAUGCUCAACGGUCUGCCACCGCAGCUUCGAGCCAGUGCCUUUUUCGACUUGCCGUCGUCUACUACUACGCCUCACAUAGAGCUGAAAAAUGGGUCUGCCACGGCGACCUUGGAAACCAUUCUGGAUGCCUCGGCUACAGCACCCGUUAGCGCGUUUGGGGCGUUUACGGACCACGCCUUUGCUGGAAAGUUGGGCACCGAGGUGUAUGGCACAGAGAGGAAGAAGAUUAACAAGUCGGCCACCUCUGUUGAGGUCCCCACAGCUCCCGCCAAGACCCGCAAAAAGCUGGUUAAGAGGAACUCGAGCGCUGGUCUGCUUGACGUCAAGGCCAACAAGGAUAGUGAUGAAGAUGAGGGAUGGACGAGUGUUGGCCUUGAUGCCGACGAGCCUGGGCCAAGCAGUCGGCGAUCGCCCGAGAUGGGCCAGCACACACCGAUGGGCCAGCGCACACCGAACCCCCAGGAGGAGGAAGAGGAGGAGGAACUUAUCGAUGGAGAGCCUGUAUUCAACGGCCCACCAACGACACUCUUGGCCGAGUUACAGAUGCGCAAGCAAAGGAACCAGAUGAUGAGGCGUCCCGCACCAGCUACCGGUUUGCACGCCACUUUGCUCGAGCUCAAUGCCGUGGCUGAGAUGGAACGCAAGCAACGUAUUAACAAGCGCGUUAACCUUGCUUGGGAAGAUUCCGCCCAGAACCCGACACCCGAGUCUGAAGAUGAAGACGUCCCUCUUGGCAUGCUGUACGCGGCCAAGGCCGUGGGCGUCAAGGAUCCUCACACUGCCGACAUUGCCGUCCUCAUGAGCGAGGUUAACCGCCCUCUCGGCUUGAUGGAGCGUCGCGAACUGGAAGAGAACGAGCCGCUUAGCCAGCGCCGAAAUAGGCUCAAGGGCAGCGAAAGCCAACCGUCCAUGUCUCUGAACCAGAUGCAGAAGCGCAUGUCGCACAUGACGCUGACUCCCCUCGGAGGUCCCAACGCCCUCGGCAACCGCUCACAAUCCAAACUGACCCUGCCUUUGCAGCGCGUGGGCGGUUCCGGACCUGCAUCCGUGGCAGGAGGUCUCGAAGCAGAAGGCAGCGACGGCGAAGGCGAAACCCUCGCGGCUCGCAAGGCCCGUCUAGCAGCCGAGAACCCUCUCCCCCGCGCCCGCCCCGUCAGCGCCGGCUUCUCUUCCGAGCUCCUCGGCGAGUUCGGCUUCGGCCCCAACGAAGAGAACCGCCCGACCUCCUCAUCCAAGGACUCCAAGGGCAAAGCGCCAGCCUCCGGCGUCCCCGAAGAAGAAGAAACCCUCGGCCAGCGGCGCAAGAGAAUCCAAGCCGAGCGCGAGGCUCGCGAGCAGGAAAUGGCCGCCGGCGCUCUCGCCGGUGCUACUCAACCCGCCAUGCUCGCGGCUCCUCCCCAACUGCGUGACCGCCGUGACUCCGCCACCUUGAUUCCCUUCGACCCCAACGCCAACAACGCCCAACUUUCCCGGCGCUUAUCCCUCUCUGACGCGCUCAACUCCUACCCCGUCGACACCGGCCUCAGCAACAUCAGUCCCCUCGAACAAGAACGUCUCCGCCGCGAAGCCGAAGGCCUCCGCCAGCAGCGCGCGCAGGAAGCCAAGAUGGCUGCUAUCCGUGCGCAGAUGCCGCAGACGCUUGCCGCGCCCGCUGUUGGCGCCAGGACGGGCGGGUUCAUGGGCGGUAUUUAUAAUGGCCUCGCGAACCGGAGUAAUCCUGCGCUUGGCCAAGGGUUGGGGAUCGGGUUUGAUCCGAAUGCUAAUGCUAUCCAGCCGAGGGGUCUGUUGGCGCAGCAGCACGAGAUGGAGAAGCCGAUGGCUAGGAGGGCUAGUACCAUGACUGUUGGUGUGCCUAUGGGUGGUGCGCAGUAUGGUGCUGCUGCUGGUGCGCAGUAUGGAAUGGGAAUGGGCGGUUAUAUCCAGCCGGCGCCGCAGCAGUACGGCGGUGCUCCUGGUUAUGCUGCUCAGCCAAUGGCGAUGAACAUGAACAUGAACAUGGGCAUGCCGAUGGGUGGAGUGUCGAACUAUGGCGCUUACGGCGCGCCGAUGCAGUUCCAGACGGGACCGGGACAACAGAUGGGACAGAUGGGAAUGGUUCAGCAGCAAGGGGGCGUGGAUAUGGUUGAGAGGUGGAGGCAGAGUGUUAUGCCUUAGGAUACCUUAAGUGAUUUUUCUUUUCUUUUCUGGAUGGACACCGUUUCUGAAUAACAACAUACACAUUGCAUCUCAGCAUAUUGGCGUGCGUGGGUUGGGAAAGAUUGGAAUGGAA